AUGGAAAAUCUACAGACAAAUUUCUCCUUGGUUCAGAGCGCAAGUAAAAAACUGAAGGGGAUGGGAGAUGAUGGCAGUCCUCCAGUGAAAAAAAUGAUGACAGACAUUCAUGUAAAUGGAAAAAUGCUGGUAAAUAAUGUGCCAACAGUAAAGAAGGAACACUUGGAUGAUUAUGGAGAAGCGCCAAUGGAAACGGAUGGAGAGCAUGUCAAGCGAACCUCUGCCUCUGUGCCUGAACCUUUAAAUUUAAAUCCCAGUUUGAAACACACAUUGGCACAAUUCCAUUUAAGUAGUCAGAGUUCACUGGGUGGACCAGCAGCAUUUUCCGCUCGGUAUUCCCAAGAAAGCAUGUCACCUACUGUAUUUUUGCCACUUCCAUCUCCUCAAGUUCUUCCUGGCCCACUACUCAUCCCUUCAGAUAGCUCCACAGAACUCACCCAGACUGUGUUGGAGGGGGAGUCUAUUUCUUGUUUUCAAGUUGGAGGAGAAAAGAGACUCUGUUUGCCCCAAGUCUUAAAUUCUGUACUCCGAGAAUUUUCACUCCAGCAAAUAAAUACAGUGUGUGAUGAACUGUACAUAUAUUGUUCAAGGUGUACUUCAGACCAGCUUCAUAUUUUAAAGGUCUUGGGAAUACUUCCAUUCAACGCUCCAUCCUGUGGGCUCAUCACAUUGACUGAUGCACAAAGACUAUGUAAUGCAUUAUUGCGGCCACGCACUUUUCCUCAAAAUGGUAGCAUGCUUCCUGCUAAAAAUUCAUUGGCCCAGUUAAAGGAAACUGGCAGUGCCUUUGAAGUGGAACAUGAAUGCUUGGGCAAAUGUCAAGGUCUCUUUGCACCCCAGUUUUAUAUUCAGCCUGAUGCUCCUUGUAUUCAGUGUCUGGAAUGCUGUGGAAUGUUUGCACCCCAAACAUUUGUGAUGCAUUCUCACAGAUCACCUGACAAAAGGACUUGCCACUGGGGCUUUGAAUCGGCUAAAUGGCAUUGCUAUCUUCAUGUGAACCAGAAAUACUUAGGAACACCUGAAGAAAAGAAACUGAAGAUAAUUUUAGAAGAAAUGAAGGAGAAAUUUAGCAUGAGAAAUGGACAGAGAACUCAAUCCAAGACAGAUGCAUCAUCUGGAAUGGAAUUGCAGUCAUGGUAUCCUGUUAUAAAGCAGGAAGGUGACCAUGUUUCUCAGGCCCAUUCGUUUUUACACCCCAGCUACUACUUAUACAUGUGUGAUAAAGUGGUUGCCCCAAAUGUGUCUCUUACUUCUGCUGCAUCCCAGUGUAAAGAGGUCACAAAGGCAGAGGCAUGUAAGUCCAUACCAAGACAGUCAGAAAAGCCUCACAGUAGUAGCAAACAUCAAAAACUGAUGUCUUAUCCAGAUGUCUCGCUGGAAGAACAGGAGAAACUGGACUUAAAAACAAGUAGAGAAUUAUGUAGCCGUUUUGAUCCGUCAAUCUCAAAUAAUUCUACAAGUAAAAAGAAAUCCGAGUCUGCUACUAGCAACUUAGUCAGAGACACAGGCAAGGCGGAUAUUGAUCACGAUGCUGCAGUUUCAUCUCCACUUCUUGUCAAAGAUGUCAUUUGUGAAGAUGAUAAGGGGAAAAUCAUGGAAGAAGUAAUGAGAACUUAUAUAAAGCAACAGGAGAAACUGAACUCUAUUUUGCAGAAGAAACAACAACUUCAGAUGGAAGUGGAAAUGUUGAGUAGUUCAAAAGCUAUGAAGGAACUCACUGAAGAACAACAGAAUUUACAGAAAGAGCUUGAAUCUUUGCAGAAUGAACAUGCUCAAAGAAUGGAAGAAUUUUAUGUUGAACAGAAAGACUUAGAGAAAAAAUUAGAGCAGGUAAUGAAGCAAAAAUGUGCCUGUGACUCAAAUUUAGAAAAAGAUAAAGAGGCUGAAUAUGCAGCACAGCUGGCAGAACUGAGACAAAGAUUGGACCAUGCCGAGGCUGAUAGGCAAGAACUCCAAGAUGAACUCAGACAGGAACGGGAGGCAAGGCAGAAGUUAGAGAUGAUGAUAAAAGAGCUAAAGCUGCAAAUUUUGAAAUCAUCAAAGACUGCUAAAGAAUAG
Molecule: messenger RNA, 2058 nt
Organism: Orycteropus afer afer
Lineage: Eukaryota; Metazoa; Chordata; Mammalia; Tubulidentata; Orycteropodidae
Gene: SKIL
Product: SKI like proto-oncogene
Exons: 6
Coding region: 1-2058 (685 amino acids)
Biological process (GO): negative regulation of BMP signaling pathway
Cellular component (GO): nucleus
Molecular function (GO): SMAD binding; DNA-binding transcription factor activity, RNA polymerase II-specific; RNA polymerase II cis-regulatory region sequence-specific DNA binding
Source: RefSeq, a predicted model, not a curated record